AUGUCGACUCAAUGUACAGUCUCUAAAGGAGAGUGUAACAAAAUAUCCUUAACGGUGGUGAAAACCUCAGACGUCUUCAGUCUGCCUGAGGAUAAAGUGAGACACGAAAUGAAAAAGUGUGUUGCUCUUUGCCCCCCUGGACCAAAUGUUCUGCUGCUGUUAGUGAAGCCUUCUGAUUUCAGUGAAGAGGAUAGACAAAAAUUAAAGUUCAUUCUGAGCUUCUUUGGUCAAGAUGCCUUUAAAUACUCGAUGGUCAUCUUUACACAUAGCGAGGAAGGAAAGUAUUCUGCAGUAGAUAAACUCACACGAGACUGCAGACAAAGGCAGCACAGAGUUAACUUCGACAGAAAAGAUCCAUCAGAAUCUGAUCUUAAAGAACUCAUUGGAAAGAUGGAGAAAAUAGUGUGGGACAACAGGGGAGGACAUCUAAACUGUACUGGAGGGGAUGAUCCCAUGACAGUAUCUGUAACUUCAAGACCUCCUCUCAACUUAGUGUUGUGUGGGAGAAUUGGAACCUGGAAGACUUUGGCAGCCAAUGCCAUUCUGGGAGAAAGAAAGUUUGGUCCACCUGCUGACUCAGAGUGUGUCAGAAAUCAGGCAGAGGUGUGUGGAUGUCGGGUUUCUGUGGUGGAGCUGCCUGCUUUGUAUGGAAAACCUCAGGAGACAGUCAAGAGGGAUACAUUUAGGUGUUUCUCCCUCUUUGAUCCUGAGGGCAUCCAUGCCUUCAUCCUGGUCCUACCUGUGGGUCUCCUCACUGAUGGAGACAAGAAAGAGUUAGAGACCAUCCAAAACACAUUCAGCUCUCGAGUGAAUGACUUCACCAUGAUUCUGUUCACUGUGGAGGCAGAUUCUGCAGAUCCAGCUGUUGUUAGCUUUCUAAAAGAAAACAAGGACAUCCAGGAGCUUUGUCAGAGCUGUGGAGGACGCUACAUUGUCAUCAACAUCAAGGACAAGCAGCAGGUCUCUACGGUGUUGCAUAUUGUGAAAAAGAUGACAGAUGCGGGAUCCAGAUGCUUCACAAAACAAAUGAUAGUCAAGCCUCGACAGAAAAUGGCUAGUUGUAAGGCUAAACUGGAGAUGGCAGGACAUGAUCAGAAUCAGAGUAGAGAGCAUAUCAGGAUAGCGCUGAUUGGGAAGACUGGUUGUGGAAAAAGUGCCACUGCAAACACCAUUCUGGGCAAAGAAUGCUUCAAAUCUAAAGCCUGCAUGAAGUCAGUGACCACGCAAUGCCAAAAAGAAGUGGGAGAGAUUGAUGGAAGGCCUGUCACUGUGGUCGACACCCCCGGCUUGUACGACACGACACUGUCCAACGAUGAAGUUCUACGGGAACUUGUGAAAUGCAUCAGCCUGUUGGCUCCAGGACCUCAUGUAUUUUUACUGGUGGUGCAGAUCGGACGCUUUACACAAGAGGAAAAAGAAACUGUGGAACUGAUCAAGCGGACUUUUGGCAAGAAGUCAGGAGACUUCAUCAUUGUUAUAUUCACCAGAGGAGAUGAUCUUCAGAAUCAAACAAUGGAGAGUUACAUGGAAGAAGAAAGUGACGGCUUUGUCAAAAAACUGAUUGCUGACUGUGGAGGAAGAUACCUGGUCUUCAAUAACAGAGAUCAAACAAAUAAAACACAAGCCAGACAGCUGUUGAACUAUGUAGAAACAAUGGGGAAGAAAAAUGGAGGUAGCUACUACUCCACAGCGAUGUUCCAAGAAGCUGAGGCAGCAAUACAAAAGGAAGUGAAGAGGAUCCUGAAAGAGAAAGAAAAAGAGAUGCAGAGAGAGAAGGAGGAGCUAGAAAGAAAACACGAUGAAGAAAUUCAAGCAAAGAAGAAAAAGACUGAAGAAGAAAGAGCAGAGAGAGACAAAAAACUGAAGGAAAAAGAAGAGUACAUCAACAAAGAACAGGAGAAAAGGAGGAGAGAAGAGGAAAAGAGGAAAGAAGACAACAGAAAUUCAAAAAUGCAAGAAGAACAACUGCGACAGCAGUGGGAACAGCAACUCCAAGCUCUGGAGAAAAAAAUUAAAUCUGAAUCAGAAAAAAACGUAACUGCUGACAGAAAGUUGAUGCAAAACAGAGAAGACAUAAGACGAGAACGAGAGGCUUGGGAGAAAGAACGAAAAGAAUGGUGGGAGACACGAUAUCGAGAAGAUCAACAGAGACAAGAGGAAGAACAAGCACGACUGAAAAGGCUCAGAGAAGAAUAUGAGCAGGAAAGAAAGGAAUAUGAAAACAAAAGAAAAGAAGAUAGACUCAGAAGAGAAGUAGAGGAAAGAGAAUGGAAAGUGGCACAACAAAACUAUGAGAAAAGAGUGGAGGAAAUGAAGAGAAAAAAUGCAGAGGAGGCCAGAAGGCAAGCUGAAGAAUUCAAUGAGUUCAGAAACAAAUAUACGACAGACUUUGCAGCUCUGAUGGAAAAGCAUGAAAAGGAAAUGGAGGACAUGAAGCAAAAGCAACAAAAAAACAAUGACCUCAUUAUGAAAAACCUGCUCAUGAACAAAGCGUAUGAGAAAGACUUCAACAGACUGAAGAAGAAACAAGAACAAGAAAUGAAUGAGCUUCAACAGAAUCUGUAUGAAGAAAACGCAGAAAGUCUGGAAGAAGAAAUCAGUGAACUACAACAAAAACAUGAAGAAGAAGUCAAUGCCUGGGUACAAGAAAAUGCAGAGAAAGCCACAACAGAUAAGACUUGCAGUAUUUUAUGA
Messenger RNA from Micropterus dolomieu (smallmouth bass), 2694 nucleotides. Its product is annotated as GTPase IMAP family member 8-like. Lineage: Eukaryota; Metazoa; Chordata; Actinopteri; Centrarchiformes; Centrarchidae. The coding region runs from base 1 to 2694 and encodes 897 amino acids. The transcript has a single exon. Gene Ontology annotation, molecular function: GTP binding. The record is from RefSeq and is a predicted model, not a curated record.